Molecule: messenger RNA, 774 nt
Organism: Phaeoacremonium minimum UCRPA7
Lineage: Eukaryota; Fungi; Ascomycota; Sordariomycetes; Togniniales; Togniniaceae
Product: putative proteasome component y13 protein
Exons: 3
Coding region: 1-774 (257 amino acids)
Biological process (GO): ubiquitin-dependent protein catabolic process
Cellular component (GO): nucleus; proteasome core complex, alpha-subunit complex; proteasome core complex
Source: RefSeq, a predicted model, not a curated record
AUGCCUAUGCCUAUGUGCAACGAGCUUACAAAUGUCGCGCAGACAACCAUCUUCUCCCCCGAAGGCCGCCUCUACCAAGUCGAGUAUGCUCUGGAGGCCAUCUCACAUGCAGGCACCGCAAUUGGCAUCCUGGCCAAGGACGGUAUCGUCCUGGCUGCCGAGCGGAAGGUCACCUCGAAGCUCCUGGAGCAGGAUACCUCAGCCGAGAAGCUCUACAUCCUCAACGACAACAUGAUCUGUGCCGUCGCCGGAAUGACUGCCGAUGCCAACAUCCUGAUCAACUACGCCAGACAGCAAGCGCAACGCUACCUCCUGACCUACAACGAGGAUAUACCCUGCGAACAACUGGUGCGGAGGCUUUGUGACCUCAAGCAAGGCUACACACAGCAUGGCGGUCUGCGCCCGUUUGGUGUCUCCUUCAUCUAUGCGGGCUGGGAUCCGCAGAGGCAGUUUCAGCUCUACCUGAGCAACCCGUCUGGCAAUUACGGUGGUUGGAAGGCAACGAGUGCGGGGGCCAAUAACGCCAGCGCAUCCAGCUUGCUCAAGCAGGAUUACAAGGAAGACUGCACCCUGAAGGAGGCAUGUGGCACGGCGGUCAAGGUGCUCAGCAAGACGAUGGACUCGACAAAGUUAAGCAGCGAGAAGAUCGAGUUCGCGACGGUUGGACAGACCAAGGACGGCAAGAUCUACCACCGGCUAUGGAGUGCAGAUGAGAUCACGACCCUGCUCAAGGAGCACGACCUCGCAAAAGACGAGAGUGCGGAUGACAAGUAG